Molecule: messenger RNA, 761 nt
Organism: Mizuhopecten yessoensis (Yesso scallop)
Lineage: Eukaryota; Metazoa; Mollusca; Bivalvia; Pectinida; Pectinidae
Product: 39S ribosomal protein L35, mitochondrial-like
Exons: 3
Coding region: 28-606 (192 amino acids)
Biological process (GO): translation
Cellular component (GO): ribosome; mitochondrion
Molecular function (GO): structural constituent of ribosome
Source: RefSeq, a predicted model, not a curated record
UUUUAUUAACACCCUACACCGUCCAAGAUGGCUGCGCCCUUGAAGCAGUGCUUGCUUGGAAUGGGCAAUCUCACUUCAAAGUUUGGUCGACUGGCAGUGAAUCCAAGACAGAUGGCGUCAAUUAAUAGAGCUGUCACAUACUGUGUAAACCGGCAACAGUUCAGUGUGCUGGCCAGUGUCCGAGCCACAGUUCCUUCUCCUACCAUCAAACAAACCUCACUACCAACGUCUUAUCACGGGUCACUGACACAGUUGUGCUCCCCAUUCCUACAACCGGUACGUACUAAGACAAUGGUCAGCUUUAAGAAAGGAAAGCAAAAAACAGUCCCUGCUGUUGUAGCUCGGUUUAAGCGGAUGGAGUGGGGUGGUUGGAUUCGUACAAAAUCAGGCAAGAACAAGAGAAUGUGGGCAAAGUCUUUACAGCGUCGUUAUCGACUACAGCAACAUGUCAUGUGUAACGGCCAACAAAGCAAACUGCUUGAUAAGAUGGUCACGGGGUACUGGCGGAGACACCGACACUACCCAGACGAUCCCUAUGCUCCCUAUCACAAACGUACAAACAUCCUGAAUUCUGACAAGAGUGAUGUACCCCCAUUCCUGCCAUAACAUAACUGUCGAUCCUGAUAGGGACAACACAUUGGAGUUGUAUCAUUGGUCUUGUAAAUUAUGCUGCACAUGUUGAUACUAUGUAUAUUUGAUUGGGUUAAUAUUGUUUAAAAUGUGCUGUUUUCGUCUGCCAUUAAACAUCAUAAUAAUUCCUA